AUGUCAUACGAGAUGUCAGCCAAAGGCCCGACGCGAGUUGGAGGCAGACCGUUCAACCACGAUCAAUCGCAAGCCGCAGAGCAAGAAUACGACCGCCUCCGAGAUCUCGCGCGCCAGGAAGCCGGCAAACGCUCCUCUGCGCUCUCCAAGUCACAACAAGCAUACCAGAAGGGCGAUGGUGCAGCAGCGAAGGCGCUCUCCGAGGAAGGCAAAGCGCACGGCCUGAAGAUGGAACAGUUCAACCGACAAGCGUCCGAGUUCAUUUUCCGGGAGAACAAUGCCGAGGGGAGGGCCCCGGCCGACACGAUCGACCUACACGGACAGUUUGUGGAAGAGGCGGAGGACAUCUUAGAGGAGCGCAUUCGGUACGCGCAGUCGCACGGCCAGACUCACUUGCAUGUUAUUGUCGGCAAGGGGAACCACAGUACCGGCCACGUGCAGAAGAUCAAGCCGCGGGUGGAGCAAGUCUGUCGUGAGUUGAACCUGCAGUAUCAUACGGAGGAGAACGAAGGGCGCAUUUACGUCAAUCUGAGCGGUGGGAAUGUCAAUAUGCAGGAUGUCAAUAGCUGGGGUGGCUAUCAGCAAGGAUAUGGUCAACAGCAGCAGCACCACCACCACCAGCAACAGCAACAGCAACAGCAACAGUAUCAACAGCAAGGAGGUCAGCAACACCAUCAACAGAACCAAGGCGGACAGAACGACGAGGUCGAGAAGAUGGUCAAGAGAUUCCUCCCUCGGAUCCUCAAGAAAUUGCUCGGCAUGUUUUGCGGUCGGUAA
Messenger RNA from Exophiala aquamarina CBS 119918, 777 nucleotides. RefSeq lists its product as uncharacterized. The coding region runs from base 1 to 777 and encodes 258 amino acids. NCBI's taxonomy places the organism in Eukaryota, Fungi, Ascomycota, Eurotiomycetes, Chaetothyriales, Herpotrichiellaceae. The transcript has 2 exons. The record is from RefSeq and is a predicted model, not a curated record.